Messenger RNA from Vombatus ursinus (common wombat), 3134 nucleotides. It is a transcript of the gene DMBT1, whose product is annotated as deleted in malignant brain tumors 1. NCBI's taxonomy places the organism in Eukaryota, Metazoa, Chordata, Mammalia, Diprotodontia, Vombatidae. Gene Ontology annotation, cellular component: membrane. The record is from RefSeq and is a predicted model, not a curated record. The transcript is spliced from 18 exons. The coding region runs from base 29 to 2524 and encodes 831 amino acids.
UUAUUGAGAUUGACAGGGACCCAGCAAAAUGGGCAUCUCCAUAUUCCUGGGGAUAGGGCUGUUAUGGUGCCAGCUUCUGUAUGCAGGAACUACUGCCAGUAACACAAGAAGAACAACAGGCUUUGGAACUAGUGAGUCACCUUUAUACACAGCAAUAUAUGGAACAGAAGCUGGUUCAUCAAGUCCACCCGACCUUGGAACGACAGACUUUCCGACUACUAAAUCCCUUUUAUACACAGCAACAUAUGGAACAGAUUCUGGUCUGGCGUUGACACUGGUGAAUGGAGGAGACAGAUGCCGGGGUCGAGUUGAGGUGCUAUACCAAGGAUCUUGGGGCACCGUUUGUGAUGAUUCCUGGGAUGUGAAUGAUGCCAACGUUGUGUGCAGGCAGCUGGGCUGUGGAUAUGCUGUGUCAGCUCCAGGAAAUGCCCAUUUUGGCCAGGGCACUGGCAGAAUUGUCCUGGAUGAUGUGCGGUGUUCUGGAUCUGAAUCCUACCUGUGGAACUGUUCCCACAGUGGGUGGCUGACCCACAACUGUCAGCACAGUGAGGAUGCCGGUGUCAUCUGCUCAGGUUCCACUACGCCGAUUACACCAACCACUGGUUGGUGGCGCUCAACAACUCCUUAUGUGUCUCCUCCUAGAUGCGGUGGUUUCUUUUUCACUGCCUCUGGGUCAUUUUCAAGUCCUUCAUAUCCUUCAUAUUAUCCAAACAAUGUCAACUGUGUCUGGCAGAUAGAAGUGAAUUACACUUCCAGGAUAAAUCUGGCCUUCGAUCAUUUGCAGUUGGAGGCACACAAUUCCUGUGCAUAUGAUUAUCUUGAAAUCUUUGAUGGACCACUGAAUAGUCGGUUAAUAGCAAAAAUUUGCAACCAGACCCAGCAAAUAUUCACCUCCUCCUUAAAUCGAUUGACUGUUCGCUUUGUCAGUGAUGGCAGUGUCCAAAAUGUAGGAUUUUCUGCUUGGUUUAACUCUUAUCCAAGAGAUGCAGUCUUGAGGCUGACAAACUCAUCCAAUAAUUGUUCUGGUCGUGUUGAAGUUUAUCACAAUGGACAGUGGGGGACAGUUUGUGAUGACAACUGGGGCUUACAGGAUGCUGAGGUGGUCUGCCGACAGUUGGGGUGUGGACCAGCUGUUUUGGCCCCAGGAAAUGCCUACUUUGGUAGAGGUUUUGGACCCAUCACCUUGGAUGAUGUGAGGUGCAGAGGGAAUGAAUUAAAUCUAUGGCAGUGUCAGAAUAAUGGCUGGUUCUCCCAUAACUGCGGUCACCAGGAAGAUGCUGGUGUCAUCUGCUCAGAUCGUUAUCCAACUCCAGUCUCCCCAUCAACUCCACCAGUAACAUCAAAGUUCUCUUGUGGAGGAUUCUUUACCCAGCCCUCAGGAUUAAUUUUCAGCCCAAAUUUCCCGGGGAACUAUCCAAACAAUGCUAAUUGUGUGUGGGAUAUUGCAGUCUCAAACAACUACCGAGUGACCAUAGUAUUUGAAAAUGUACAGUUGGAAGAACACUGUAACUUUGAUUAUAUUCAAAUCUAUGAUGGGCCUUACCAGACAUCUCCAUUAAUUACACGAAUUUGCAAUGGAGGCAGAGGCUCCUUUACAUCAACAUCAAACUUCAUGUCCAUUCAAUUCAUCAGUGAUUUCAGUGUCACCAGAAAAGGAUUCCUGGCUCAGUACUACUCUACACCAGAUCACGAUGGCACUUCUCUAGUGUGCUUUCCAGAACAAAUGAAAGUCACCAUCCGUAAAAGCUAUCUCCAGUCUCUGGGCUAUAAUUCAUUGAAUUUUUUCCCGUACAAUUCAUUCUGUCGGCCUACGGCAAACUCAAGCUAUUUCAUAUUUAAUAUACCAUAUAAUGGCUGUGGGACAACAAAAACUAUAAACAAUGAUACUAUCAACUAUAGCAAUACUCUUGUAUCAAGUCAACCUAUUCAACCAAACAGUGUCAUCACAAGACAGAAAGGUCUCCUGCACUUCCAUGUUAGCUGCAAAAUGCUCAGAAACAAAUGGGUGGAAACUGUGUUUAUUACUAAUGAUACUACUGAAAUCGAGCAAAUCCAGUACAGCAGUUUCCAUGUGAAUCUGUCUUUUUACGAAUCUGCUUCUUUCUUUGCACCUGUGAAUAGUACACCAUAUGUAGUGCAAUUAAACCAGCAGUUGUACAUUCAAGCAGAAAUUCUCCACUCUGAUUCCAACCUGGUAUUGUUUGUGGAUACCUGCAUAGCAUCCCCAAGUGCAAAUGAUUUCACGAACUUGACUUAUGAUUUAAUCAGGAAUGGGUGCGCAAGGGACAACACCUACCAAACAUACUACUCACCAUACCCGCGUCAAGCGCGUUUUGGAUUCAGAUCCUUUGCCUUCCUGGAGAAAUACCCGGCUGUUUACUUGAAGUGUAAAUUGGUGGUGUGUCAGGCCUAUGAUUAUUCUUCACGAUGCUACAGAGGAUGUGUAACAAGGUCCAAAAGAGACACAAGUUCCUAUCAGGAGAAAAUAGAUGUUGUUUUGGGGCCAUUCCAACUCCAGAAAUAAGAAGCGAAAGACUGAAAUCUGAUUGAGCUGCUGCAGAUGAUGAUGGCCGGACUGAAUGAAUCCCAGGAGGGCUCUAACCCCCCUUGCUGUCUCUGCUGUUGCCUUCUUUUUGGUUGUGAUGUUUGCUGCCUUUGUAUUGAAGAAAAAGAAAUAUCUCUUCUGGAAAGGUCUCUUUUCCAUAAGAUGUGAAGAUCAGAGUUUGUCUGUCUCCCUCUUUGGCACAAUGCCUUGGAAGCCAUGUGGUCAAAGAAGAGUCACAUUCCAGAAAUCAACAUGAAGAAUAUGCCUUAUGGAUUGAGCUGGUUUACAUUGGAAUAAUUGAACUGGGGGUGGGAGUGAGGCAGCGUGGUUGUGAGUUCUCCACGUCAUUCAGUAGACUAGAUUUGUCUGAAAUAUUAAGCAGUUAAUUUUUUAAAGUAAGCACUUGCCAACGUAAAGAAAUUCUGCAUAAAAUUUGAUUUGAAAAGCCCAAUUAGAAGAGAAGCUUCUGCUAUAUAUGAUUCCUAAUAUUUGGGUCUGUAUUUGGAAAAAAUAUUAAAAAUGAAAAAUUAAUUCAGGCCCCUUAAUGCAAAUCAUAGCCUUAUUUUGGUAGAUUAUGGACUGAAUAAAA